Penicillium brasilianum is the source of this 996-nucleotide messenger RNA. Lineage: Eukaryota; Fungi; Ascomycota; Eurotiomycetes; Eurotiales; Aspergillaceae. The record is from the annotation of a GenBank genome assembly.
AUGUACUCUAAAUGGGCUCUGCUAUUUGCUGCUGGCCUUGCAGUUGGUGGAACAAGCGGCUUUUUGUUGACGACGCAAGAAAGCUCUAAGAAUGGUCAAAACAUCUUCGUCCCGUCCAAAGAUGAUUAUAAGAUGGUCUACAACGAAAUCGCUCGAUUGCUCCUCGAAAUGGACGAGUACGAUGGCGGGAGCUAUGGCCCUGGUUUCCUUCGGCUAUCGUGGCAUGCAAGUGGUACUUACGACAAAGCAACUGGGACUGGUGGUAGCAAUGGUGUAACGAUGAGGUUGGCCCCGGAGUCCAAAUACAAUGCAAACCUGGGUUUGGACAACGCGCGAGGCUUCUUGGAACCUGUGAAAAGUAUGUAUCACCUCCUUCACCUUAAUGAGGAACUACUCACAGCUCCCUACAGAAAUGUUCCCCUGGAUCAGCUACUCAGAUCUCUGGACAUUAGCCGGGGUCACAGUUGUGCAGGAAUUAGGUGGACCAACUGUCCCCUGGAGGCCAGGAGGCAAGACGCCGACAGGACGGCUUGCACGCCCGACGGGCGGCUGCCGAACGCUGCCAAGGGGCCCCCUCAUCUUCGCAAUAUCUUCUACCGGAUGGGCUUCGACGAUCGCGAGAUUGUGGCGCUUAGUGGGGCCCAUGCACUGGGCCGCGCGCACACCAACCGAACAGGGUAUGAGGGUCCUUGGGACUUCAGUCCGACGGUCUUUACAAACGAGUUCUUCCGGUUGUUAGUCGAAGAGAAAUGGCUAGAGCGAGAAUGGGAAGGGCCGUUUCAGUAUACCGAUAAGACUACAAGAACCCUUAUGAUGUUACCGACUGAUUUGGCUCUUGUCGAAGAUGCGGAAUUCAAGACGCACGUCGAACGAUAUGCGAGGGAUAGCGAUGUUUUCUUCCAGGAGUUCGCAGAGGCUUAUGUCAAGCUGCUGGAGCUUGGAGUCCCAUUUAAAGGACAAAUCACUGACCGGUGGGUUUUUGAGCGAUAUGAUUAG